Molecule: messenger RNA, 2407 nt
Organism: Melanaphis sacchari
Lineage: Eukaryota; Metazoa; Arthropoda; Insecta; Hemiptera; Aphididae
Product: nibrin
Exons: 11
Coding region: 220-2271 (683 amino acids)
Biological process (GO): double-strand break repair via homologous recombination; mitotic G2 DNA damage checkpoint signaling
Cellular component (GO): Mre11 complex
Molecular function (GO): damaged DNA binding; protein binding
Source: RefSeq, a predicted model, not a curated record
AGGCAUCUACUAUAAAUUUAUUAAAUUUUAAUUUUAAAUGUUUUUAUGAAAUGUACAUAAACUAUAAAUUGUUAUUGCUCACCACCUAAUUUUCGGUAUUCUGUUCCUAUACAUAAACCUGUCAAAUCGAUAUUUAUCGUGGAUGGCAAUGUGGUAUUAACAAAAUCGACUACGAAAUAGUAAAAACAAUAAAACGAGUUUUUUCAUUUUUUAACUAAAAUGGACUGUGAUAAACAGAACGAUAUACUGUUGUAUAUACCGACGUUAAUGAAUGUAGAAACUCAGGAAUGCUAUGAUAUUUUGAUGAAAAAGACUCACAUGAUUGGUCGUGCUGGAUUUGGUGCUGAUCUAGAAAUAUCAGAUGAUACAUCCAUUAGUCGUUGUCAUGCACAUCUCAUUCUUCUUAAAAAAAUAUUUGGCAGUAAAGCAAAACUUUUUUUGAUUCUUGAGGACAAAAAAUCUAAAUAUGGAACAUUUAUAAAUGAUUUUGAUGAACGAAUUAUAAGUGAUUGCCCUAAAAUUUUAAAGUUUGGUGACAAAAUUCGUUUUGGCAUAUUGAAUAGCAUUUGGACUGUUGUGAAAUAUCCUUUAAUUGUUUGUCCAUCAACAUUAAAAAUGGCUGAUAAAGAAAUAUUGAAAAAUUUAAUGGAAAAAAUUGGAGGACAAGUUUCACGUGAUUGGUCUGAAAAGUGUUCACACCUCUGUAUGAAUUCUGUUACUGUUACAGAAAAGGUGUUAUUAUGUUUAACAUCUGCAAAAUCAAUAGUACUCCUAAAAUAUUUUAUUGAUUUACAUGAAGCAUUAUCACCUGAUUCAUUGUCAGAGUUACCAUUCUGUGUGGAUUACAAGCCUAAAUUGGUCGAAAGUCUUUUAAACCCGAAUUCGUUGUCAUUAGAUGUGAAUAUCAAACGUAAAAAAUUAUUUUCUGGAAAAACAUUUAUAUGUUCUACGAUUAAUCAAUUAAAUCGUAUUUCAAAAUUAGUAAAAUUAGCAGGUGGAGAAAUAAUGAAUUAUUCUGAUAAAACGUUAUCUGAUGAUGAUAUCUUAAGCUGUUCAAACUAUAUUCUAAUGCAACAAGACUCACGAAGUACGGAAGUUAAUAAUACCUAUCAACGGAUUCUGGAAAAACUUAGGAUAAUGAACAAAAGAUCAAUACCAGAGAAUGAAAUAGGAUUUGCCAUUAUUUUUUCAAGUACUGCAAGACAUUGUAAUGUUGAUUUCAAUGUUUCUUUAGUUAAUCUUGAAUCUCAAUCCAAUGUGAUUAAAUCGCAAGAAUCUAUUAUCUUAGCUCCUGAAACUGAGGUUUUAACUGUUAAUGAUAGUGAAAUAUUUUCAGUUAAUACCAUACCAGAUUCUAUUGUAGACACACAAUGUGCCUUUAAAAGACCAUUAGAAGUGGUAAUGGAUUCUGAAGAAAUUAUAAUACCAACAAAACGUCCCUUAUUGGCAGACAAUGAAGAAAAAAUGAACAAUAUUAAAACACUAAGAGUUGAAGAAGAUUUACAUCUGUCUCAACGAGUUAUUGAACCAACUCCAUCCAGUAGUAACCAUGAUAUGCAAUGUCCUGCAUCUAAAACCUCAACAGUUGAUAACGUUUUUACAAAUAAUAAUUCGUGUUUAACCGCAGUACCUAGCUCACUCUACAUUUCAAAUUCUAACCAAUUGUCAACUUGGCUUAAAGGCACUGUAGCUGAAAAUAGUUUGAACAAUGCUAAUAAUUUACUUUCGAAGACUACUGAAAACGAGGCAGUUUCUACUGUUCCUACUAAAAGAAAGAUAUCAAAUAAUUUCUCAAUCUUUAAUAACGAAAAUGAAAACCCGUUUGACUAUUUGGAUAUCGACGAAAUUGAAGAACACCCAAAAAAAAAGCCAAAAAAAAGAGUGUCAGAUUCAUUAUUUCUUUCUGUUGUUGACUCAUCAUCCAAUAAUAAAGAUGAACCAUCUAAAACUGUGAAAAAUAAUGUCAAUGACGAAGCAGUAGAUCCAAAUUUCAUAAUGAAUUUACUCUCUGAAGCUAAAGGAACUGGACAGUUCAUAGAUGCGAGUAUACUCUCUGAAAAAUCGUCUGCUGAUAAACACGAAGAUACUGAACAUGAUUACAAUUCUAUCAUUGUGGAAACUAAAAAUAUGGUAGUGUCCAAAAAUACACAAAUUACAAACUUCAGUCAACAAAAUAACACUAAUCUUAAAAACUUCAAGAAAUUCAAAAAGAAAGGACCGAUUAUGCGGAUUCCAUAUAUUGUUCCAAUGGAAUACACACAAAUCGACUAAAACAGCUUUAAGUUUUCCUAUUAAAAAUUGAAUUAUUACGCAUUUGAGUUAAGUUUUAGUUAAUCAAAAAUUUUUUAUUUGUUUAUUUAUAUAUAAAAAUAUAUUUGUAUAAAUUAAAUAAGUUAUACGUGGUUCA